This is a messenger RNA of Lindgomyces ingoldianus, 761 nucleotides long. Its product is annotated as DUF396-domain-containing protein. Lineage: Eukaryota; Fungi; Ascomycota; Dothideomycetes; Pleosporales; Lindgomycetaceae. The transcript has 3 exons. Gene Ontology annotation, biological process: endoplasmic reticulum to Golgi vesicle-mediated transport. Bases 21 to 761 code for a protein of 246 amino acids. Gene Ontology annotation, molecular function: COPII receptor activity. Gene Ontology annotation, cellular component: COPII-coated ER to Golgi transport vesicle; endoplasmic reticulum membrane; Golgi membrane. The record is from RefSeq and is a predicted model, not a curated record.
UCUGUAUCACACUUCACAACAUGUGGAUACUACCUCUUGUCGGUUACAUAGGCAUUAUCCUCGGUUUUGCCUUCCUCACACUAGCCAUAGCCUCCGGCCUAUACUACCUCUCGGAGCUCGUCGAAGAGCACACCGUCCUCGCAAAGAAACUCCUCACGCGCCUUAUAUACGGCAUCAUUGCGCUCCAGCUCUUCCUACUCUUCGAUGGCUUCCCGCCAGGCUUGAGCGCAUUGAGUAUUGUGUCGCACGGCAUAUACGCGCAGAACCUCCGCAGAUUCCCAAUCGUGAAGUUGACGGAUCCGCUGUUUCUGCUAUCUUGCGGUCUCGUCAUCGCUAAUCACUACCUCUGGUUCCGCCACUUCUCCGCCCCACCCCCGCAAUCCCGGUCCUCAUACCCGUACGCCCGUGACCCCUCCAUCCCGACGUUCACGGAAAUUGCAUCCUACUUCGGACUCUGCGUGUGGUUAGUGCCAUUCGCGCUCUUCGUCUCUCUAUCUGCGGGCGAGAAUGUACUGCCGACUAUGGGCUCGGAGUAUGCGACGGGUGAAGGAAGCAGUUUCAUAAGCCCGGGGAAAGAGCCGGCUGGGGUGGGAGCGGGAGUGUCGUCUGGAAUGUUGGGGGGGUCGGGUAGAAAGAGGCAGAGGAGUGGAACGAAUGCGGGGAUGGCAAAGGCGAUGGUGAAUGGGGUGAGAGAGUGGGUUGGGGAGACUGGCGAGGUUAUGGGGUUUUGGAAGGGGGAGAGGACGAGGCAUACUUUUUAG